AUUUCCAUCUACAGAAUUAGCGCUUCCAUUACCUUCCUCGAUCUUCACUUUUGGCAAAAUUUUCUCGUUAGAUUCGUGAAGAAAUGGAUUCCCACGCAUCGGAGGCCUCCAAUCGAGCGGCUGACGAAGAGGCGGUCGUGCGGCGUGUCGAGCGAUUGUCUUUGCACGUGAACCCACCGCCGGCAUUUUGGAGCGGGUUGGAAAUGGCGGCGUGCGCUGGGCGUGCAAGGAUCGAGGUGGACAGGGAGAAGCUGUCUGAGUACAUCAGGGGGAAGUACACGGACGUUCAGCUGAAGGUGUACGAGUACUUUAAUUCGAGGCCGGAGCUUCAGACGCCGCUGGAGAUAUCGAAGGACGAGCACCGUGAGCUCUGUAUGAGGCAGAUGAUGGGGAUCGUCAGAGAGGCGGGGAUUAGGCCGUUUAGGUACGUCGUGGAGGAGCCUGCGAAGUAUUUCGCGAUUAUUGAGGCAGUCGGCAGCAUCGAUAUGUCUUUGGGGAUUAAGAUGGGCGUUCAAUACAGCCUUUGGGGAGGCUCUGUCUUAAACUUGGGAACAAAGAAGCAUCGAGAUAAGUACUUUGAGCGAAUUGACAACUUGGAGUAUCCAGGCUGCUUCGCCAUGACUGAACUUCACCAUGGUUCAAAUGUUCAAGGCAUCCAAACAGUUGCAAAGUUUGAUCCCAUUACAGAUGAAUUCAUCAUUGACACGCCAAAUGAUGGGGCCAUCAAAUGGUGGAUUGGUAAUGCUGCAGUUCAUGGAAAAUUCGCAACGGUAUUUGCAAAGCUUUUGCUGCCCACCCAUGAUGCCAAAGGUGCUUCCGAUAUGGGCGUUCAUGCAUUCAUUGUUCCAAUUAGGGAUAUGCAAACCCACGAACCGCUACCUGGAGUCGAAAUACAUGAUUGUGGCCAUAAGAUCGGAUUGAAUGGAGUUGACAAUGGAGCAUUGAGAUUCCAGUCAGUGAGAAUUCCUCGGGACAAUCUUCUUAACAGAUUUGGAGAUGUUGCACGAGAUGGGAAGUAUACGAGCAGCCUCCCAACAAUCAACAAAAGAUUUGCUGCCACAUUAGGUGAACUUGUAGGAGGCAGGGUGGGCCUAGCUUAUUCCUCAGUUGGAGUUUUGAAGAUUUCUGUUAUAAUAGCUGUCAGAUAUUCAUUGCUGCGUCAGCAGUUUGGUCCCCCAAAGCAGCCUGAGAUUAGUAUCCUCGACUACCAAUCCCAGCAGCAUAAACUCAUGCCCAUGCUGGCUUCGACUUACGCGUUCCAUUUUGCCUCAUCGUAUCUGGUGGAUAAAUAUUCAGAGACAAAGAAGAGUAAAGACGAACAGCUGAUAGGUGAUGUCCAUGCCCUUUCUUCCGGACUCAAGGCGUAUAUCACUUCGUACACUGCAAAAUCGUUGAGCAUAUGCAGAGAAGCCUGUGGGGGCCAUGGCUAUGCUGCUGUGAACAGAUUUGGGAGCUUGAGGAACGACCACGACAUCUUUCAGACUUUCGAAGGGGACAACACUGUCCUCCUACAGCAGGUUGCAGGUUACUUGUUGAAGCAAUACCAAGAGAAAUUCAAAGGAGGGACACUGUCAGUGACAUGGAACUACCUGAGGCAAUCCAUGAACACAUAUCUCUCGCAGCCUAACCCGGUGACUGCUCGAUGGGAAGGCAGUGACCAUCUUCGGGAUCCCAACUUUCAGUUGGAUGCAUUCAGGUACCGGACUUCCCGACUACUUCAAAGUGCUGCUGUUCGGCUCCAGAAGCACUCAAAAACUCUUGGGGGAUUUGGGGCUUGGAACAGAUGUUUAAACCACAUUUUGACUCUAGCAGAGUCUCACAUAGAAAGCGUUAUCCUCGCAAAAUUCAUCGAUGCCGUGAAAAAUUGUCCCGAUGAAAACUCUCGCAGCGCCCUGAAACUUGUGUGCGACUUAUACGCCUUGGAUCGCAUCUGGAAUGAUAUUGGAACAUACCGGAAUGUGGACUACAUCGCUCCUAACAAGGCCAAGGCAAUUCACAAGCUGACAGAAUAUCUAAGCUUCCAAGUGAAGAACAUUGCGAAAGAACUCGUCGAUGCUUUCGAACUUCCGGAUUACGUGACGAGGGCGCCGAUAGGAACACAGGCGCCCGAAGAGGCUUACACACUCUACACUCAAUACGCCGGCUUUUAAAGCGACGGAUGCAUUCAACACGUCAUCAAGGUUAGUCGAAUGUCGAUCGAAUCACACUUAAGACUUAUCCGGAUACGAAAAUAAAAUCACUUGUAUACUGUAUAGACUAUGUUGUUCUACACUGAACUUCAUUCAUCUUUAUUCACGAGCUUCGAAUGUUUUGGCAUUA
Andrographis paniculata is the source of this 2319-nucleotide messenger RNA. Its product is annotated as acyl-coenzyme A oxidase 2, peroxisomal. Gene Ontology annotation, cellular component: peroxisome. The record is from RefSeq and is a predicted model, not a curated record. Gene Ontology annotation, molecular function: FAD binding; fatty acid binding; acyl-CoA oxidase activity. The coding region runs from base 84 to 2150 and encodes 688 amino acids. Gene Ontology annotation, biological process: fatty acid beta-oxidation using acyl-CoA oxidase; lipid homeostasis. The transcript is spliced from 7 exons. NCBI's taxonomy places the organism in Eukaryota, Viridiplantae, Streptophyta, Magnoliopsida, Lamiales, Acanthaceae.